This is a messenger RNA of Rhincodon typus (whale shark), 4105 nucleotides long. RefSeq names its product nucleolar and coiled-body phosphoprotein 1. Gene Ontology annotation, molecular function: protein binding. Gene Ontology annotation, cellular component: nucleoplasm; nucleolus. The transcript is spliced from 15 exons. Lineage: Eukaryota; Metazoa; Chordata; Chondrichthyes; Orectolobiformes; Rhincodontidae. The coding region runs from base 62 to 2497 and encodes 811 amino acids. The record is from RefSeq and is a predicted model, not a curated record.
UGAGGAGUUGGCGAUAGGUACUAGAGCGGGGGGGAGGGGAGGACCUGUUAUUGUGCGCAACAUGGACGCGCGUGUGGUGCCCAGCGACUUGUACCCGCAGAUCUACGGCUUCCUGCUGCAGAACAAGUUCGACAAGGCCGCCAAGGAGUUCCUGAAGCAGUCAAACGUGAAAGUUCCAGAUGUAAAGUCACCAUCUCUUGUGGAGAUCUAUGACUUCUGGGUGAACAGGUCAUCUGAUGUAGCAAAGAAAAGAAAACCUGUACUCAAUGGGCCGCCUGCAAAAAGGGCAAAGAAAGAGGAAAGCUCCAGUAGCUCUGACAGCUCGGACAGUUCCGAUGAUGACGAAGCUGCUAAGAAACCAGCGAGCAAGCCACCAGUGCCAGCUGUAACCAAACCCAUAGUUAAAAAGGCUGUUUCGAAGAAGGAAAGUAGCAGCAGCGAAGAUUCAAGUUCUUCAGAUUCUGAAGAAGAAAAAAAACCCCCACAGAAGGCUGUUUCUGUUAAAGCUGCAGCUCCUGCAACUAAAACACCAGCUGUCACCAAGCCAGCUGCCAGAAAGAAAGAUGAAAGUUCCAGCAGUGAAGAAUCAGACAGCUCAGAGGAUGAGAAACCUGCUGCAAAAGCACCAGUGAAACCAGCCUUAAAACCCGUCAAUCAGGCCGCUGAGGAAAGCAGUGAGGACGAUUCCAGUGACGACUCUAGUGACUCUGACUCUGCGGAGAAACCACCUGCGCAAAAAGUAAUGCCCAAGAUGCCUGUGCCUGCUAAGCCAGUGUCAGCUCCAGGAAAAGCCAAGAAUACAAAAGCUACAACCCCUGCUAAAGCAGUAGUGACCUCUAAAAAGGAGAGCUCAAGCAGUGAGGAGGAGUCUGACAGCUCCGAUGACGAGGCAUUGGCUGUAAAACCAAACGCAAAGCCGGGUGCUUACAAUGCAGUGCCACCACCUACACAACAGAGUAAGAAGGCAGCUCCAGGCAAGAAGACACCUACACCAAGUGCUGUAAAAAAGGCUCCAGUGUCAAGUGCUGUAAAAAAGGCUCCAGCAUCGAGUACAAGCAAGAAAGCAGCAGCAGCCCCUACUAAAAAGGAGAGCAGUGACUCUUCAGAGGAUAGUUCUGACAGCAGUACUGAUGAGGAACCCAUGAAACCUGCUACGAAAAUUGCACCAUCAAAAUCUGCUCCAAAGCCAGUGAUGAAACCAGCUGCUGCUCAAAAAACUGUAGCCAAGGCAGAUUCCAGUUCUGACAGUGAGUCCGAUUCUGAAAGCUCUGAAGAUGAACCCAAAACGAAGAUUAUGGCAAAACCCACAUCAAAACCAGCUACAAACCCCACUCCCAAGCCAGCUUUGAAAACUGCACCAAAACCAGGAGUGAAGCCUCCGGCCCAAACAAAGGACGCAGAGGGCAGUUCAGAAACUGACAGCUCGAGUGAUUCUGAUGACGAGAGCACGCCGGCUACUGCUGCCAUCAAACCAACUGCUAAACCAGCUGCUGCGUCUGUAAAACCAGGAAAGCAAAAUAUGCCAGCAGCCAAGGUGGCGGCUGAUGAAAGCAGCUCAGACUCUGAUGACUCCAGCAGUGACGAGGAGGAGGCAAAACCUGCAGCAAAGGUCACGAUUUCCACCAAAGGAAAAUCAUCAUUGACUGCGAAAGCAAAGUCCCCGGCUGUGACUGCGAAAGCAAAGUCCCCGGCUGUGACUGCGAAAGCAAAAGGCCCGGCUGUGACUACGAAAGCCGCAUCACCAGCGGUUGCUACAAAAUCAAAAGCCACAGCCGUGACGAGUAAAAAUGAAUCCAGCAGUUCCGAAGAAACUUCGAGUGACGAUGAACCUCAGGUGAAAACUCCAGUUAGCCAAGUCAAAAAGGCAGUUGCCGCUCCAUCUGCAAACUCUGCAGCCAAGAAAGCAGAAGGCAGCAGCAGCUCAGAAAGUUCAGAGUCCGAGGAAGACGGUGCUAAACGAAAACCGAAUGAUGUGCAAACACCAACGUUAACGCCUGCAAAGAAAGCAGCAGAGAGUAGCUCUGAAGAUAGCUCCUCUGAUGAAGAUGAGAAAAAGAAUACCCAAUCUGUAAACGGUACAGUAAACACCAAGAGGAAAAGGAAAAGCUCUUCCUCAUCCUCGUCUGAAGCAGAGGGCAGAAAAGAUGAAUCAACUCCAGCAAACCAGAAACUGCAAGUGAAAACUCCAAACACAUUUCCAAAAACUAAAAAGAAAACGGCACAGUCCAAGUUGACACCUGGAAUUAAGAGCCCUCAACCUAAUACUCCUUUCCGUAGAGUAAGAGAAGAAGAAGUUGAAAUUGAUCCACGUCUUGCAAAUAAUUCGUUUGCUGCAAAGAAAGGAGCGUCAGGAGACUGGGGUGAAAAGGCAAAUCACGAUCUAAAAUGUACGAAAGGAAAAUCCUUCAGACAUGAAAAGACGAAGAAAAAGCGUGGGAACUACCGGGGCGGGGCCAUUGACAUGUCUGUGAAUUCCAUCAAAUUUGAAAGUGAAUGAGUGUAAACUGUGAAAUGCUCUAUGUUGUAAAAUUAUAGAAUUCAGAUCUUUAUAUAUGGUUAAAAUUUGGAGUGUAUAUUCCAAUAUCUUUUUAAAUCCUUCAUUCAUGCGUCUGAGCAUUCUUUCCAAGGUCAAUUGCUUGUAUUUAAAUUACAUUUUUUUUUGAAGAAAAUGUUUGUCUCUUAAGAUGUUAACUUCAUCUAACAGUAAAAUGUAGUUCAUUUUUUAAAAGAAAAAGGGGAACUGGCAAAUGGUUCUAUUUGAGUGUCAGCGCUGUAAUGUUUGUUCUUUUAAAUUUGAGGAGCAAAAAUUAUGAAGAUUUCAUGUGCAGAAAAGACAGGUAGCACAUUCAAUAAACCAUGUCACAGAUAAGUUUUUAAAAAAAAAAACUUCGCCUUUCAUUAAUUUGAUAGCUGAUGUAUUGUGCAGUCACACUGUAGAAUUGGGUGUAAUUACAGUGAAGGUUUUGAAAGUGGGGUAUGCACAGUUAGCAUGACAAUGAAGAUACAGAUUUUCAUGGCCAUUUACAGUACUUUUAAAUUGUGCAGGACCUACUAAUCUUACUAUUUUUUUUUUGGUUUUGCAAAGUGCCAGAGAAAUUUCAGUCCAUUAUAGUUCAUUCCAAAAUGCCUUUGGCCUGGAGAAUUUCCAAAACCAACAGAUUAUCCAAGUGACGACAGCUGGUUAGCCUGUUCAGAGAAUCAUUACAUAUUUGGAUCUAGGAAACCUGCAGAAAUAAUCUGCUCCAAGUUUUAUCUGAUGUCUGCCCUCAGGAUUGCUACGAAAUGGUUCUGAAAAAUGUCCCAAUUCAAUGUGUAUCAAUAAGAGUCUCCAGUAGGUAUUUCAGAAGGUGCUCAACCUCCUUGUUUUCUUAGGCUUCUUCAUGUUGUGCAGAAACUUAACCUGUUCCCCAGUCCUGAGCUCUUCCUAGUACAAUUAGGACAGCAUUGUUCAAUGCUCACCAGACUUGUGGAGAGUGGGUCGCCAUAUGCACCACAAAUUUUAAAAAUGUGUGCAAUGUUAAACAAAUACACAAUCUCUUGAAAAUGGACUUGUGGCUUCCAACUGUCGGCUCUCAUUGCAGAGCCAAGAGAACAGCUUGAGCAUUUUGUAACUCUCAUUUUCGAAAAGAUGACAGUUAACAGAGUUUAUUUUUGACAGCUUUAUUUCAAAUAAGUUUCUUCAAAGGUAAACCUUCAGUAUUGCAUUGGAAAACAAUAAGAAUAGACAAAUCUCUGCAUUUGGCUUCUACAAUUUUACUUAUUCCUUACUUGAUGCUCUGCUGACAAUUUCUGGGCACACUAUCCACAUUUAAUAGACCUUUGACUCAUGCCUAACCUCCUGUAACCUUCCCAUUUACAUCAAUAGUGACCCAUUCUUUCCAAAAAAUCUCAACAGAUUGGUUAAGGUGAAAGCUGGACACAUUUGGAUGUUGUUGCAUUGUACUGCACUGGUUUACCAGAACUGGCUAAGGUGGGGGAGGUUUGCAAACAUUUUGAAAGCAUCUGGGCCUAGGUUUUAGGGAUGUGGUACUGAGAUAGAUCUUUAUGAACCUGGGAGUGUUUUGAUUUUGUGGGUUUGUAUGUUAAUAAAUGUUCGUUUACACAA